Molecule: messenger RNA, 1968 nt
Organism: Xenia sp. Carnegie-2017
Lineage: Eukaryota; Metazoa; Cnidaria; Anthozoa; Malacalcyonacea; Xeniidae
Product: protein mab-21-like 2
Exons: 1
Coding region: 352-1446 (364 amino acids)
Source: RefSeq, a predicted model, not a curated record
CACAAAAUUUUCAGCUUGCUACAUUGUCAUUGAAUCUAUUUCAUCUUGUACUUGGUGUUAAAUUUUUCUGAGAAAAAGAACAUUUUACAUGAAGGAAACUUUGGUUUUAUUGUCCAUGCCAAAUCAUUUGUUUGAUUUUGUCCGCCAUAAUUUAUGCUAAAUUUCUAUAAAAAAUUCUUGCUGUUUACCUUAUGUAAUCUCUUAAAGAUGAAAAAUAUGUCAAACUUAGAAACUGGGAAGUUAGAUUUAUUAUAUUUCAAUGAUGAAAACGUUUCGCUAAUUAGAAGUAAGGAGAAUCUUACCGUAGAAGUGGAACAAAUUGGUUAAAUGAAGUGAUCUUCUUGUCCAACAAUGAAUCUUGAGGUUUUGUUGAGUCAUUACUUUCAAACAAGAUCAAAAUCUCAUCUAAAGCGAUAUGGUGAUGUCUUGCAAACGAUCGAAAUCGUGUUAAAUCCUUUGCUAAAAGAAUUAAAAAGACGCGACAAGCGUCUUAGAUUUGAACGAAUGUCUCCAAACGCGUUCUACCGUGUUCGUCAGAGGAAUGUAUUGGAAGUGUUUUUGGUUUUCAAGAAAUUUGAUUCGACUAAGCUUUCCUUUGUUGACGUUGACUCACAUCAAUGCGCUGCAUUUGUUAGUGCAAAACUGAAAAAGGUAGAAAGGUGUUGGAUGGAUUUGAUGGUUGGUGGUAAAAAACAAGGAUUUUUUCUAUCGUCUGAGAAACUACGCGAAUACUUGUGCGCAUGUCUUAAAGAUCUGAGCAAAAAGAGAAGCAAUGAUAGCGUUUCAAAUAUCUGGUUUGAUUUUACCAACAACAACGAAGAUGGUUUAGUUUUAAAUAUUUGUUUGAAUGAUGAGACGAUCUUUGUCCAUUUGAUACCAACGUUGUACUUUAAAGACAUUUGGCCAGACUGUGCUUCACUGUGGAAGACAGUUGUGUUCCGUUGGCCAGAGGAUGAAACAAGAAUGAAAAUUAUAAAUGCUGGAAUACAUUUAACUUGUGAACAUGUAAAAAGUUCUCUUGAACAUUCGUCGUUGCUAUGGCGUAUAUCGUUUCUAUCUGGAGAGAAAAUAUUGCUGAAUUCUACUAAUGUUGGUUGCCGCAAUCAGUGUUUGCAAAUUGCAAAGACCAUUUUAGAAGACUAUCUUUCGUAUCCUUGUGGUUUAACUCCUUACCAUCUAGAAAUCAUGAUACUUCAUCUUAACACAAUGAUUACAAAUCCAUCACUGUGGAACAAAGAGAAUCUGAGUGCGAGAUUCCUCGACUUUCUCUCAUUUUUCCAAAAAAGUGCAUCAAGUGGCAGUUGUCAACAUUUUUUCGUGCCCAGUCUCCAGCUCUUUGACGGCGUGCCACUUCAGUCCAUUGCUUCUCGUUUACGUGAAAUCCUCAAUAGUCCUGAGAAUUUCUUUUCUACAUUUUAUGGGAAAAUGUCAACGAAAGGAUUUUAAAAGAUAAUUUCUGAUUCAUCUUGUCUCCCAAACUUACGUCAGUUGGGAGUUUAGUAACUGAGGUAUUUUGGCUCGACCAAUCAAUGCUUUUUUGCCUAAAUAGUUAUGAAAUGCUCCAUUACUCACUGCUUUUAAAGAUCAUUUGCAUACUCUCGUUGAGAUGAAUAACGUUAUACAACAUGCACGACAAAACAACGUAUGCAAGAAACAUUUUAUCUCACAAUGCUGUUAUAAAAGAAGUAUAUCGAGUCGAAAGUUCUUCCAGAACAUUGUGGGUUUGCUAAGACCAUCUGUCGUUAAUGAUUAGUUAAAGAUAAAGUUUUUUUUUGUGAUAGAUUUUUCUAGUCUUCUUUAAAGUUUUGCUAAUUGAUUUUGUGCGUCGUAUUUUUGCGCAUCCUUGUCAUGUUACGUAUUUAUACAUUUGUGAAUCUUUAGAGUGGCUUGCUUUAUACGGGUUGUAUGUUUUCAUUUCCAGAAUAUAAAUAAUCAGGAAAGAAAGAAGGGUCACAUUUCGACACCUAA